Messenger RNA from Monopterus albus (swamp eel), 1637 nucleotides. RefSeq names its product probable E3 ubiquitin-protein ligase ARI5. The record is from RefSeq and is a predicted model, not a curated record. The coding region runs from base 349 to 1170 and encodes 273 amino acids. Lineage: Eukaryota; Metazoa; Chordata; Actinopteri; Synbranchiformes; Synbranchidae. The transcript is spliced from 4 exons.
GUGGUGGAAAGCAAGUUUAUUUUCAAUUGUCGAUUCUUGAGAAAUAUUUUACCCCGCUAACUUUCCUUUUCACAAUCCUAUUAAUUAAAUCAAAACACAGUAGGCUACCUAUAAACUUUAUGGUGGAAAUUCACCAGCUACCUAUAAGUUCAGUCUAUUUCCGUCAUGCACCAAAACACACACGGAUAUAUUAAUCCAAACCUGUAUCCACGUGACUUCUUGUAACUCACUGUAAAAGUGAAAGAGGGAGUAGGAGACCAAUAAUAGAUCGGGGUUUACAGAUCAGUUCGAGUACAGACAGACAGACAGAGGUUGGUCGACAGGACAGAGGAGCUGGUCUGAAACAAAAUGACCACACAGGGUCAGGAAGAAAAAGUAUACGACCCCAGAGACACAACAUUGAAGUUUGUCAACAGACCGGAUGCUCUCGAUCCACUACCCCCGGAGGAUGGAGACAACACACUCCGAGCAGAGAUGUCCUGUGGCCAUGCUGUCACCCCUGAGUCUCUCACUGGCUGGUGUCGCAGCCUGUUGGACCAGGGCCAGUACAAAUUUAAGUGCCCGGCCUUGGAGGAUGGUACCUUGCAGCAGUGUGGAGCAGUGUGGUCUUACCAAGAGGUGCGCAGGCUGGCGGUGCUCACAACUGAAGAGAUGAACUACUUUGAAAAGAAAAUGGCCAUAAUGGCUGCAGCAGAAUACUGUGAAUUCAAAACGUGUCCUGGGUGUAAAUCCUAUCUGGAGAGAGAAGACCUGACAGACCUCAGCGUGCAGUGCACCAUCUGCACAGCAGACAAGAAGAAAGCGUACCUGUUCUGCUGGCAGUGUCUGAAGCCGUGGAAAGGUAAAAUUCCAUGCUCUGACCACUGCGACAAUGACGGCUGCAUCAACCACGACCUUGAGCUUCUCAAGAACUGCAAGGACACCACCUUCCCUGAGGUGCAGGGGGUAGACAAGUGUCCCUCCAUCCGGGCUUGUCCCACAUGUGGGUACAAGGUGGAGCACGACAAGACAGGCUGCAAGAACAUCAUCUGUCCUCGCUGUCAAGUGGAGUUCUGCUUUGUGUGUCUGAAGCUCACUCCGGAGUGUCUGAAGACAAGCUCCUACUUCAUCCCCUGCAGCGACGGAGUGGCCCCCAGACAAACCUCCAUACCUGUGUGGCACAGAGGCUAAAAGAAAAUAUUCUAACACACAUUCACAGCUCAUGAUGUACACUAACAGCUUUCUUCUGUCCUACAUUUACUGUUAGACUUCACUCUGCAGCUAAAGCCAACAGUGUUGGUUUAUAGGUUGACUUCUCUCCUCACUGACUUUAAAAUGGCUGCCGCAUUUUAAAAGUUCUGCUGAAAGUUGCUUCCUUAAAAUUGAUCUCUGCUCAUUGACAGCUAAUCAUAAAUAACGCAUCACCUAUUAAAGUUUCUUUUUACAGAGUGAUGUCUGUCCCAAACGUGUCCAUGAAUGUGAGUAAAUUACAUGAAUAUAACAUUUAUCCAUGAAACAGAAAAAUACAAAACCUGGCAUAGUCCGUUAUGCAAAGACCCAGAAACAUCUGUAUAAGAUGGGCCUCAACAUUCUCAAGAUAACAGAACAAUGACGAUUCUUCAUUUAAUUUUCUCUGACCCCAGACUAUCCACAUCUGU